Molecule: messenger RNA, 4095 nt
Organism: Ostrea edulis (European flat oyster)
Lineage: Eukaryota; Metazoa; Mollusca; Bivalvia; Ostreida; Ostreidae
Exons: 9
Coding region: 111-1331 (406 amino acids)
Source: RefSeq, a predicted model, not a curated record
AGUAUUUUCCAUAGAGGGCACUUGCUUCUGUGACGUCACGGUCUCACAGCGUGGAGUCACUGAUGUAUUUUUGAACUUGGACAACAGUACAGUGUUCGAAAGCGAGAAAAAUGGGAUUUAUGAAUUAUUCUCUGGUCGUCUUUAUUUUCUUUUAUUUGCAAGGGAACGUGCAGGCUCAAAGGUACUCAGUAGAAGUGACCUCUGCAAACUCCAUGGUAAAUCAAGGAGAUAACUAUGUAGCUCUCUGUAACAUUCCGGGUCACGGGGCACUGGACAUCAUCUCCAAUUUAAAGGUGAAGUGGUACCACAAUUCAAAGCAUGUCACCAAUCUGUGCACCUUGGUGGAAUCCUCAGAAGCGGAGAAAUAUUCAUGUAAGGUGCUCUCCCCUCAGCCGAACAACAUUAGCUUGGAGUUGACAGUAAUGGAUGUGCAGAAAAAAGAUGUUGGAAACUUAUCCUGUGAAGUGCUGGAGCAAAUCAAGGAUCAGAACAGUAAAUGGGUGAGAGACGAAUUGGUAGCGAAAAACUCCGUGGCAAUCAAAGUGAGAGAACCCAUCAAGGAGAUGUCCUUUAAGUUUGAUAUGACCAUUAUGGAAACCUUAACACUAGACAACAAUGUUGCACCCCAUCCUCUGGAAGUCUUGCCGGGGAUGUACAGACCCAUCUGCAUGGUUAGGGGAAGUACACCUCCUGCGAAAAUUAUGAUCAUGAUGGACAAUAAAGAGAUGAAGGGACGAGUGGUGACAGCAUCAACAAAAGAUGGAAUACAGUUUGUUGCUGACGAGACUGAAUUCAAAGGUAACACACAGACUAACAUAAUGUGCAAAUCUAGUGUUGAUGGCCUGUCAAACUCGGAUGAGCAGAGAACAUUUCAGGUUGUCACCCGUGAAGUUGAUCCCAAAUUCAAGUGCUCCAAUGAUUCAGCUAUUGUGAAUAACAAACGCCAUAAGAUCAGGUGUCAAGUUUUUGGAGUUGAGGGUAUUGUGUGCAACAAGAUUCUUUGGCAGAGGGGUGAUGAUGGAGAAAAGUUCAACCCAGGAAAUCAUGAGAACAUCAACAUAGAAUGCAGAAAAGUGGAUGAAUCUGAGAUAGAGACAACCUUGGAGAUCCUUCGAGUGUCCCAGAAUGAUUUUAAAACGCCAUAUCGUGUGAUAUACAACGAUCCUAGCGCCAAGACAAAUAUGCAUCAACUCAGCAUUCCACAGGCCAAGAACAAUAUCACUACAACUAGUCAUGGAGUAUCAGAAUACAGCAAUUCGGCGGUGCUGAAGAGAGCCACGUGGACAUUUCUUCUGUCAGCUGUGUACACUGUCCUCUAUGUGGUGUUGUAACAAACAGUGCCAUAGGUCAUUUUUAAAAAAAAUUACGCAAGCAGCUUGUGCCUACAGAAGACUUUCAUACGUUCUCAUAUUACCUGUAGUAUAAUUAUAUGUAACACAUACUUGAACAUGAAAAAUAUGAAAUCCAGAAACAAAAAGGGAACAAAUUUUAAUGGAAGAUCUUAUUGUAUUAUUGAGAUAUGAAAAGGAAUUGUGAUGAGGAUUUCUGCUCCAUAUUUCACAGCUCAAGUCCCUAUUUUAUGUUCGUCUUUGUAGAAACUAAUGUAGCACUUUGUUGGUAUGGUAGAUUUGGACACUUGUAGAGGUGUGUUUUGUAACAGUAGCCCAAAAAAAAGCUUUGUCAGAUAGAUGGUCACUGUAUGUACAUGUAGUGUUUAAUGAGUAGUAAUGGAAGGUCUUGUAUUUCAGAUUUUAUUUUUAGCCAGGCAUAGGUUUUAUUUCUGUAGCUAAAAUGCAAAAAUGUCCCAUUUUUAAAAUUAAAAAAAAAUGUAGCAGCUGUUUGAAAGCUUGGAGUGUUUUUUAUGGGCUAGAUAUUUCAUGAUUUAAAACGAUAAAGGGGGGGGGGGGUGUCAUGUUGGUAGUUUGAGUUGAUACAAAGCUUUUGUCAGACUGAAAUAAGUUUAGUUUUUCUUACUGCAUCCUCAUCAAGGCAUGAAAUCUGAACGUCAUUUGUUUUUAGUCUGAAUGAACACACAGGUUUGUUAUGUCGACUUACUUUCACUUUUUAACAGAUUGAAAUUGUAAUGCAUGUUACAUGCUCUGUCAUCUGUGUGUUUCACAUCCUGAUUGGAUAAAUAUUCUCAUUACGAAGUCUUGGUGUGUAAAUAUUAUUGAUUGUAUUGCCUAUAAAUAUAAUGUAUUGUUAAAAUGUUGUCAAACAAGUGAAUUUGUAUAUUAUAUAUGCACAUUGGUCAUGGUUAUGGAUUUCAUAGUUGUAUACAUAUUAUGCAAACAUUUUGUAUGUAAUUUUUAAAGCGCGAGAGUGAACUGUAGUUAGAAAAUUCACUGCUUCCAUCAUGUAGGAUGUUUAAAUAGGACAUUCCUCUGUAAAUAAUAUUCUGAUGUGGCUGUACCUCUUUCAUGUGUUACUUCAGUUUUACUUCUAUGAAUACAUUGUCCAUAUUAUAUGUAUUAUAACUAAGGAAGAUUUUGAAACAUUCCAAUUUUUUAUUUUUUAGAAAAUAGCCAAAUAGCUAUAUAUGUAAAGUUUGUAUAUGUCAACAGAAGUGCUAUGCUUACACAUAAAAAAAAAUUAAUUCAUAUUUUUAAAAAAAAUAUAUGUGAAAUAUAUUUUAAUUUUGUCUUUUUUGAAAGAUUUUCAGAGACUGGAUCUUGGUUGUAAAAGCAAUCAAUGUAAAUUUUAUAUACUUACUUUCAUUAUUGCAAAAUUUGAUGGUUGCUUGCAAGAGGGAAAAGUUGUAACGUGAUUUAUGUAAUGUACCUGUAUUGAAGGAAGUGCAGGGAAGGUGUAAUGUAACGUACAUGUAUUGAACGAAGUGCAGGGAUGGUGUAAUUUGGCCCUGUGAAUUUCCAAAUUUCAAAACGAUUGAUAACAUGUAAAGGACCCAAAAGUGAUCAGUGGGAUUGGCGUAGUCGACGUUUGUCUUAAACCAUUUGAUGAUGUCAUAAAUUCAAUUGGGAAAACACAAUUGGAUUGGUUCAUCUGCAUUCAUCAAACCAUAUCGUAUGAAAUGGUCACCUGCUUUUUCUGUGCCAUAUGAUGGCUGUGGACGACGUCGCGGCUGUGGAUAACGUCGCAAUGUAGACGUCGAUAAUGUUGCCAUACUGAUAUUGAAUGUUCCACAUCACAUGAAAAUCGUCUUUUUAUGUUGGUAUAUUAUGAAUUACAUCAGGUAUUCUUUUAUUUAAGAAAUGACGCUAACACUUAAUCCUAUUAAAAAUUGAAAAGGGUUAGAGCAGAUCGCACUUAUUUGUAAACUGUAUAGCAUUUAGAAAGUACUUGAAAUUAUGUAAGGUAUUCCAUCUAAUUUAGACUUGACUAUUUUCAAAUGUACCCCAACCAAUUUAUUUUCUUAUUAAAGAGUAAAAGAAAAAAUUUUGGAUUAUGGGCAGGGGCAAUGUAAAUAAUUGAGCAUUUUAUGGGGAAAAUGCAUGAAUUUCAAUUCGUUGUGUCAGCUUUUAAGAAAGGAAAGGCAUUGAUAUUUUUGGGCUGAAUUUCAUUAGUAGCUAGUACAGGGCUGAAUUUAUACUAUUCCAAAAAUGGGCAGGAGUACAGAGUGAUCAGAUUUAAAUUUCUGUGAUUCUCCAGACAUGGUUUAUGUAAAAUUCGUCGUAAUGAUCACUUUUAUUAUGUGUAUCCACCAUUGUAUUUCAUCCACUAUCAAUAAAUAUUGUAUGCUUUAAAGCUUCUAGAUAUACACGUAUGUACAAAGAGAGCGGUUGUUUUUAGAACAUGUAUGCAUUUUAUGAAUUGUUGCCAACUUUGUCAGAUUCUUCAAUGUUUUUCAGAUAUAUUUUGUAAUCAUGCCUCUUUCUCGUUGAUUUAGCCAAAUACAGUUCAGCAUUAAGAUUGAUUUAAUAUUCUUGUUGAAAUACUUUCAUUGUUGCUUGUACUCUUAAACAAUACACUUUUUUUAUUCUAGAGUUCUUAUGUUUCAUUUUAUCAAAUACUGUGUAUGUAUCAUAUUUCAAAAUGAAUGUAAGAGAGUUGAUGAUUGGUUAGUGUUGUGAAUAUGUAUUUUGAUUACAGAUAAUGUGUAUUAAAUAAUGAUACAGGUGUACCUAGUGAAACUGA